This is a messenger RNA of Thermothelomyces thermophilus ATCC 42464, 1461 nucleotides long. RefSeq lists its product as uncharacterized. Gene Ontology annotation, cellular component: membrane; trans-Golgi network. NCBI's taxonomy places the organism in Eukaryota, Fungi, Ascomycota, Sordariomycetes, Sordariales, Chaetomiaceae. The transcript is spliced from 2 exons. The record is from RefSeq and is a predicted model, not a curated record. The coding region runs from base 201 to 1151 and encodes 316 amino acids. Gene Ontology annotation, biological process: endoplasmic reticulum to Golgi vesicle-mediated transport; vesicle fusion with Golgi apparatus.
CAAGAUCGCAACGUUUAAACCUACGAACGACGACUGUGUCACCUCCGUCGGCCACACCCACUCCCCUAGAGGUGAAUAGAACUUCAUAUUCACCUCUGACGAAAACAACCAAAAUAUCUGGCAAAUACACCACAAAUCGAACCGAAGAAGUUACGGGCUGAUCCUGGACAACCAACCUCUCUGCCUCGCGCGCCCUCACAAUGUCACAAUACUACGGCGCACCGCCGAACCAGGGCUACGCUCCGACCGGUGCCCAGAACCUUCAGUUCUAUUCAUCAAACUACGCACAACCAGUCUCGGGCCAUGCGACUCCAUCACAAGCAUCCUACGGCUAUGGCGGGCCCUCUGCGGGCGCCUACGGUGCUUCCGCCUCUUUCGCUUCGGGGUUCGGCGAUGCCUCGGACGUGUCCGGUCGCAUGGGCGAGCAGGGCGGUCUUCGAACCGGCUGGCUAGCCGCUUUCUCAACAGAGGGCUACCCUGGCGAGCCACCGUUGCUAGAAGAGCUCGGUGUGAACGUGGGACACAUUGGUGCCAAGACCCUCGCCGUCCUCAACCCUUUUAGCCGCAUCGACCAGCACCUCAUGGACGACAGCGACCUCGCCGGCCCGCUCUUCUUCUUCCUCCUCUACGGCACCUUCCUCCUGCUCUCCGGGCGCGUCCACUUUGGUUACAUCUACGGCCUCGCCGUCUUCGGCUCCGUCCUCCUCCACGGAAUCCUCUCCCUCAUGGCCCCCUCCGCCCAGAGCCAACAGGCGCACGACCCCGCCGCCGCCGCAGCUUACCCGGGCGCCGAACCGGUAACCGCCAUGGGCGGCGCCGCCCAGCCCGCCGCGACGGGGAGCAACCUGACCUUUGCCCGCUCCGCCUCCGUCCUGGGCUACUGCCUCCUGCCUCUGGUCGCCACCAGCCUGGUGGGCAUCUUCCUGCCCAUGGACAAGCCCGCGGGCAUCACGCUCUCCAGCGCCGCCAUCAUGUGGUGUACCUGGAGCGCGAGCGGCAUCUUCUGCGCCGUCGGCGGCAUGCGCGGCAUGCGCGCCCUUGUGGCCUAUCCGCUGGCGCUCUUCUACGUCGGGUUCGGUAUCAUCGCCGUGUUUAGCAGCCGGGGAAGCGGGUCGUUUGCCAAGGUCGCUGGUGGUUCGGGGGCGGUUUGAUGCGGAGGAGAGGAAGUGACGAAGAAAAGAAGAUGGUUCGAUCAUCAGGGGUUUGGCUGUCGGUGGCCGGGAAGGGGAAGGGGAAGGGGGGAAGGCCGUCGGUUGUUAGGCGUGUGUAUCAGUGCAUGUAUGUACCUUUGCGCUUUCGCGCAGGAUCAAUGAGCGACAGGGUUGUCUCCUGGGAUGAUAUAAUGAUAGAGGGGAAAAGAAAAAGACGUCAAGAUAAUGAACGUUCCGGCUACGUUUUGUAGGUCAGUCCUACCUUCGAAAUACAUUAGGGACAACAAUGAUACAGGACGGGAUAAUGAAG